UCAACCAAACACUCAACUGAUAUUGUGUGAUAAAAACUGGAAGUCAGCCGGUGGACGAGGUGCUGUUUAUUCAGAAAAAAGCCCACGAACCGAGCGGCCCUCGUCGUUUUAAACAAACUCGGUCGCUGCUGUACCGAAACUUGUCCCACUAGCGAAGAAGACGGCGAAAAUUCCUGCUAGUAAACCCUCCAAAGGCUGGUUUUUAUUUUGCUGUGGCUGUCGAAAGGCGGGGAAUACGAAGCGACGUGUGGUCAAAUCUUACAUUUUUGGACUCGCUGAAGCCAAAACGGGAUUACUACAAAGACAGUUCGUGCUGCUGUGACUGGUCAGCGAUAGUACAUGGAUUAUCUGUGUUUCCGGGCACUGUGCUGUAAAGGACCCCCACCGCCAAGACCGGAGUAUGAUGUGGUGUGCAUUGGCCUGACAGGUGCUGGAAAGACCAGCCUGCUCUCACGCCUCUGUAGUGAGGGCAGUGACGGCAUCGUUCCUACAACAGGUUUCAGCAUCAAAGCAGUGCCAUUUCCAAAUGCCAUCUUGAAUGUAAAAGAACUCGGAGGUGCUGACAACAUCAAGAAAUAUUGGAGUCGUUACUACCAGGGGUCACAGGGUGUAGUCUUUGUAUUGGACAGCGCGUCGGCUGAUGAGGACCUCGAAGCAGCUCGGAACGAGCUCCAUUCGGCCCUGCAGCACCCACAGCUCUGCACACUGCCUUUCCUCAUCCUUGCCAACCACCAGGACAAGCCUGCUGCAAGGACGCCAAACCAGAUCAAGAAGUACUUUGAGCUGGAGCCGCUGGCUCGAGGGAAGCGCUGGAUCUUGGAGGGCAGCACCACUGACAACAUGGAAGCAGUGAAGGAGAGCUUUGGUCAGUUCAUUAGCCUGUUGGAGGACAAAGACACAGAGCCUGCAAGGAUAUGAUGCUAACGCUGCUAAUGCAGAGACAUUAGCGGGUAACGACAAAGAAGCACCACAUCCUGCUGGUGCCCAUGGUCACACACUCAUGCACAGACAUAAACAUGUACACACAAGAAAAUACAGCAGAUGUUGGCCUCUCUCUUCGAGAUGUGUAUUGUAUGUAAUCCUCCCUUCACUGCGGUCUCAUUUUUCAAAUUGGAAGAGUGUGCACAAGCAACGGUCAGCCACUACAACCUGACAGAGGAACCCACCCAGUGUAAAGCAGUUUGUUUGUCAAGAAAAAUCAUUGAACUUUGCCAGAAAUGGAAAUCUUGUUUACUACUGUCUGUGCCAUUGUGAUUAAACCAGUGGCAUUUGGGACGUAUGGCAUUCCUUUAGUCAUCAUUGGACACUAACGCACACAUUCUCACUCUUGCACACAGAGAGAGAGAGAGACACACACACACACACACACACACUGUCACACACAAACUGGAGCCCAGGUUGUCUGUAGAUAUGUUUAACAUCUCCACUAAUUACUUUACAGGAUGUUUGGGUGGGAUCGGUUGAUAUUCUUUCCACAGAGGAGUACUGUAUGGCUAUCAAGUGUGCUUCUCCUUUUGACUCAGUAACAACGAAUGUCGUUGUGUGAUCGGAGUGCAUAGUCCAAAGCCUUGUGUUAUGUACGCUAGUUACAUAUCGGUGUGUCACACCGCGUCUGAAUAUCUAAUCUGAAUAGUGUAGUCUGAGUAUCUCAUGGAGUAUUAUGUACAUGCAAACAAGCAUAUUGCUGUGUACCCUCCUGUGCUGCCAUACACAAGUACUACUUAUCAUGUGACUAAGUACUAGGUGACCUAAUGGAGAUGUGAGUCCAUUUGGAGAAAGUGAGAACAAGUCUGAGUGCUUUUUAUAAAUGUGCAACUUAGGAUAUAUUUUCUAGCUCUGUAUGUUAACCUCGUAGAGCAACAUUCAGAUUUUUUAUAUAUCAUACCACACUUAUGAAUUCUUUCAAAUCAAAGACCAAAAUAGGAAAAAAAAGAAAAAAAAAAAUGAAAAAAAAAAACAGCGAUGAUUGACUGAGAUGGGCGUAGCCACAAGGUAGAGAAAUGUGAUGGAUUUUGUUUCACUAAAGUGUUCAGUGCAAAUGUCAGGUUUGUUUUUGUUUUUCUACAUUUUUACAGUAUUCUUUUUUCCUUUUGAAUUUGACAUAAUCCCCCUCAGCACUGGCCAGCGACUCCAGUCUCCCAUCAGGGUGGAAUACAAACUCUAUCAAUCAGCCACAGCAACAGCUGCAUCUGACAAGUCCCUGUCCGACACCCUAAUGCCUUCCAACUGUCUGUGAAGACCCCUCCCUGUCUGCUGUUUAUCGUGGACCCCCGCCCCACCUCAUCCCAACCCGUUCCAACCAACACUGCCCCUCCACUCCAGCUCCGCUCCUUGUCCCCAUUACUGCUCGGUGGGGUUUUUAUCCCAGUUGCCAUCUUUCAACCCAGCUGCCCUCGUGUGGACUCCAAACUUCUAAAAUGAGUCGUGUUCAUUGUGCCACAGGUGUGUGGUUGUUCCCAGGAUGUGCUUCAGUUAUGGAUAACGUUCACACCUCUUCCCUGCGUGUGCUUUGUAUUUUUGUUGUUGUUGUUUUGUUCAGUAUUUUGGCAGGUUUUUAGAGAUUUAAUCGCUUUUUGUAGCUGACAUGAGAUCUACUACGGUCUGGAUGGAUCAGUGCAUUCGGUUGCUUGAAUGCAAAAUAAAUCUGUCGACUAGGGAUUAUAACAAUGUCGGACUUUGCAUAUCAUCUGCUGACACAUUAAACAUUCGCUGCACUCUGUGUUUUUGUUUUUUGUUGUUCUUUUUUUUGGGGUGGGGUGGGGUUUAUUUUUGUUUGUUUUUGUUUUUUCAAUCAUGUGUUUUGUCUGA
Molecule: messenger RNA, 2808 nt
Organism: Toxotes jaculatrix (banded archerfish)
Lineage: Eukaryota; Metazoa; Chordata; Actinopteri; Toxotidae
Product: ADP-ribosylation factor-like protein 15
Exons: 5
Coding region: 340-918 (192 amino acids)
Molecular function (GO): GTPase activity; GTP binding
Source: RefSeq, a predicted model, not a curated record